AUGGAUGACCCAAUGGCGAGUUUCAAAGACGACGUUGAGGCCGUUUGUUCUGCUAUCAGACAGGAAACAGAAAACGGCCGUGACGUGAUUGUCAUUACGCAUUCUUAUGGAGGAACGGUUGGGAACAGUGCUGUUAAAGGUUUCUCUAGGCCAACCGAGGCAUCCGUAUCAGGCCAAAGCUCAGCAUCACCAUCUUCGUCCCGCGAACGGACUCCAGAGACAGGACACGUCGUCGGUAUUAUCCCCAUCGCAACGGGAUUUUGCUUCACCGGGCUCACAUUCAUGGACCACUUUCUCAAUAUAACUCCGCCAUUCUUCCGCAUCAACAAAGAGACCGGAUAUGCAGAUCUCACAGUCCGUCCUCAGAAAUUCUUCUACCAUGAUCUACCGCCUGUUGAGGCAGACCGCGCGACUUCUAUGCUCACCACACAGAGUCUCAAAGCACUGUUUGAAGGUAGAGAGUGCUCGUACUCCGGAUGGUUAGAUGUGCCUGUAUGGUUCAUCGGAACUGUUGAAGAUCAGGGGCUUCCUGUUCUUAUCCAAAGAGCUCAGAUCGGGAUGGUGAGGAUGUUGGGUUGUCGCGUGGUUUAUACCGAGCUGAAGACAAGCCAUUCGCCGUUCUUGAGUCAGCCCACGCAAGUUGUGAAGAUCGUGCUUCAGGCUUUUGAAGCAUUCACUGGCAAAAGGGCCGACGGAACGCCAGAGAUACUUGAACUGGCAAUCAAGCCAUUCAUUCCUACCGUGAGCCCUUGGCAGCCUAUAACAUGGUUCCGAUACGGAUUGCCGCUGGUUGUUGGCAGCCUUAAAGGUUAA
This is a messenger RNA of Fusarium musae, 813 nucleotides long. RefSeq lists its product as uncharacterized. The coding region runs from base 1 to 813 and encodes 270 amino acids. The record is from RefSeq and is a predicted model, not a curated record. The transcript is spliced from 2 exons. Lineage: Eukaryota; Fungi; Ascomycota; Sordariomycetes; Hypocreales; Nectriaceae.